CUUUAGAAACCAUUAAAGUGAUGUUUAGUAUUUUUGCCUCCCUUUGUGUUCAAAGCCACAGUUUCACUGUUGAUAUCAUCCACACCAAUGCUCUAAACUCGCCUUUCUACGACCCUUCUACGCCCAGGGCUGAGUAUGCAAAGGGCGCUCUUGUCCAAUCCCAAUCGCGCGUCGCCAGAAUGAAGCGACGCGCGGCCACUACUACUCAGGGCCUCCCCGGCUCUGCAAUGGGUGAGUUUGCAGGUGAUCUUGAGUACGCCGUCGGAUACUACGCCAUGAAAUUCUCAAUUGGGACGCCCCCGGUAGAGAGGCUCGCAGCGGUGGAUACAAUGCGAGCCGUGUCCGGGCUUGUGCUUCCCGCAGAAAACGCCUUUGUUCGACCCGUCAAUGAGCUCGUCUUACACGAGGCCAACAUUGGGAGGUUCAUGUAUUGCCUUCCGUGGUAUUUAGAUGCUAAUGUCUCGAGCCACAUCGCAUUCGACUCUGACGCUGUGAUCGCAGACCCGGACGGAGUCGUUUCAACGCCUAUAGCCGACACGAAAUACGGGUACUACUGGAUCACGUUAGAAAACUUUAGUGUCGGAGGGAAAACGGUGCUUAGCAAGCCCCUGAAUAGGUCGACCGGCGGAAUGGUGGUCGACUCGGGGUCCACUCUAACUUAUCUCCCAAAUGAGUUGCACGAUGCGUUGAUAAACGAGUUGAGAAGUGUGGUGAAGAGCACCCCGGUGAGUGACCCAACCGGAGGCACAUAUUAUAAACUUUGUUACAAUGCAUCUGACAUAGCCGCGGAAGUGUUUCCCACGGUGGCCGCACAUUUUGCCGGGGGCGCCGUCGUUCAGCUCUCGCCCAAAGCAUUGCUCAACUUUUAUAGUAUUGAAAAACUUAUGAACUCCUUUUGGUGGGGUGGGAAAGGGCAGAAUUCUAAAGGGAUCCAUUGGAUGUCUUGGACAAGGAUGGCAGUACCGAAGAAUUUUGGUGGUUUGGGCUUUAAACAGGUGAGAGCUUUUAAUGUGGCGAUGCUGGGAAAACAGGGGUGGAGGUUUCUCACCCGACCUGAGGCACUUGUCUCUCGGGUUUUUAAAGCAAGGGUGGGUAAUGGUCGGGACACUCUGAUAUGGGGUAGUCCUUGGCUUAAUGAUUCUCAACAACCUUGUAUCCUUACGGAGAGACCACCGUUUAUGCCCAAUCUACCAGUGGAAUUUCUGAUUGAGUCUGGUUCGGGUCAUUGGAAGGAGGAAGUGGUGAGGGAAUGGUUCUUGCCUGUUGAUGUGCAACGCAUUCUUGCACUACCUUUGGGCACCAUUAGUGAUGAUAACUGGUACUAGGAAGGGCCAUCCCGGGGAGCUUAUUCGGUGAAAGAAGGUUAUCGGCGUUCGGUAGGGGAGUUUACGGUCUGUCCGGGUUUUUCAAAGUGGCGUCAACUUUGGCGGGUUUCAGUGGCACCGAAGCUCAAGGUCUGUGUGUGGCGAGCUCUUCGGGACAUCCUUCCAACCAUCUCUUCUCUUAAUUCUAAAGUCAUCGCGGGGGUUUGGGCGAUCUGGAAAGCACGCAAUAAGGCGGUUUGGGAGAGGCAGGGUUGCUUUCGGGUGUGCACUAUUUUCUCCGACGAACUGUUUUCUUGCUGCUAUUAAUGGGGAAUUACUAUGUUCUCCGGACCCUCUUAUGGCGGAGGCUAUGGCGUGUCGUGAAGCUCUAUCAUGGAUGAAGACGCUUGAUAUUCAUAACGUGGAGAUCUUGAUGGAUUGUCAACGUGUGGUUUCAGCAAUUUCAGACACUUCAUUCUCUCUUACUUCUUAUUUUGGUUCAUUAAUUGUUGAAUGUAAGGCCUUGUUGGUCGGUUUUUGCUCUAGUUCUAUCAGUUUUGUUCGUAGAGAGUUAAACGUUGUUGCUCAUUCUCUUGCGAGGAGAGCAGAGGCCCGUCGUUCUGUUUGGGUUUCUACUCCCCCGGAUUUUGUAAUCCCUCUUUUACAAUAAUGAAGUUUCUUUACUUUA
Molecule: messenger RNA, 1992 nt
Organism: Cuscuta campestris
Lineage: Eukaryota; Viridiplantae; Streptophyta; Magnoliopsida; Solanales; Convolvulaceae
Source: the annotation of a GenBank genome assembly